Messenger RNA from Ipomoea triloba (trilobed morning glory), 3148 nucleotides. RefSeq names its product protein ENHANCED DISEASE RESISTANCE 4-like. The transcript is spliced from 3 exons. The record is from RefSeq and is a predicted model, not a curated record. Gene Ontology annotation, biological process: regulation of defense response to fungus. Bases 213 to 2801 code for a protein of 862 amino acids. Lineage: Eukaryota; Viridiplantae; Streptophyta; Magnoliopsida; Solanales; Convolvulaceae.
CCUUUCAAUCCCUUUGACUCAUUUCUUCCCGUUUUGGUCUCUCUCCAAGAAUCUGACGCACUCACUUAUGUAUGCACACAUGUUUUGAAGUGUGGUGUGUGUAUAUAUACGACGGUUCUGCAUAUCUUAAAGUUUUGAUCUUUUGUAUUUACAAGCCAUGAGAAGCUUUCGACGGUUACUUGCUGCAAUAGCUUGACUGGAAUUUGAGUGAAAUGGGUAAUGAAACGAACACUAAAGUUCGACUGGUUAGAUGCCCCAAAUGCCGACAGAUUCUUCAAGAGUACGCAGAGAUUCCUGUCUACAAAUGUGGAGGGUGUGGCACAGUUCUUCAAGCGAAGAAGAAGAAAAACGAAAAUGCCUGUCCAGAGUUGAGCAUUCGUGAAACAACUCAUGCAAGUAUUGAACGGGGUGAGAAUUCAUUGGAAAAGGACAUCAUCAGUAGUUUACAUCAAAAACCCACACUUUCUUCCCCAGUAGACACUUUGCAGGAUGAAAACAAACUGAGAACUCGAGAUGAAUAUGGGGACUGCAACAAUGAACAGCGUGGAGAGAAAAAAUCCUAUAAUGAAAAUAACGAUAAGUUUUCAAGCAUAGAAGAACCUAUUGGGCAGCAUGGAGAUGAAAGCCAUUUGAAUGGUAGCUCUGGUGGUUGUGAAAAUCAAUUAGCGGCUUGCUGCAAGGAGUUAACUGGAGAAAGGAACUUCUCUGAUGAACUUCAGCUUAGAAGUCAUGAAACUUUAGUUCCAUUUGCACUCCCACGGGCUCGUGAGCAUGUGGAAGAAGUUGAUAAAGAGAAACUCCCUUUGGAUCAAAAUGAUCGUGGAGCUUGUGAAAUCGAGAGGCCCGAAUCCAGUAGCCCUCCCGCUAGGAGUUCUCAAUUUACUGAGCAUAGUCAUCAUGACAGUGAAUUUUCUCCGGGUACUGGAGUAAAUGGCGGUGAAGGUGACGAUCAAUAUCUUUCACAACAAAGUAAAAGAAGGGAUCAGAAUGGCUCUGAAGGACUCAAUGCAGUAAACAGUUCCAGGGGGAACUUUUCAACCGAGUUAGCUUGUGAUAACGUUAAAACGCCAUCACUUGGGCGUGCAGAAAGCAUUUCAUCAGAGAGCGUUGUGCCUAUCCAUCACGAGCCUCACGAGAAUUCUGAUAAAGAAAUUGCUCUGAGUUUUGACCGUAUAAGCUCCACGGACAGUCUGCAAAAUUUACUUCUUGAUGAUAACGGUUCCCAGCCUACCGUUACUCACAGAGACAUGUCCAAGUCCCCAGCAACGAGAAGCUAUUAUGCGUAUGAUGGUAGUGCAUCUUCUUGUGACGGGGAUGAUCAAGUGCCUAACCGGUUUUCACAACAACAUGGACAAUUAUCCGGGAAUACAGGCCUCAUCAGCCCUGAUGAAUUUGAAUCCGAUUAUGCAUGGACAGUGAACAGCAUGCUGAGGAGAAAGUCGAAGGCACAGCAUCAAGAUAUGAAUUUCGCACCAGUGUUGCCACAGAUGAUUCAACAAGUUGCGGGGGGCAGCAACUGGCUCGAAUCUAGAAGACGUGUCCAUGCCACAGAAAAUAGGAAGGGCUCUCGGGCAAUGAAUGAAAUUGGAAGCCCUUCAGGUUAUAGGCAGAACGGUUUCCAUCAUCGAUCAGACUUUAAUAUGUCCAGCACGAUCACAGAUCAAGAGCCAGACAGAACGGAACUAUUGAGGAUGGUCUAUGAACUCGAAGAACAACUCCACAAAACACGUCUUGGAAAUGGAAAUCCGUUUCAUGCUGGAGGUACGAGGGAUGAUAUGAAUGCUCCAUUUUCUUACAAUCAAUUUGCACCGCGGGCUAAUAUAAACUACUCUCGAUGUCCUUCGAGAUGUGGUCAAACCUCGAGAGUACCCUUUUCCGGAGAGGCUGCCCAUUACAGGCACCAACCUAACUGCCUCUGUUUGCAUUGCUCUCCUCAGGUCUGGCAUUGCUCAGCACAGCUGCCUCGUGGUUGCGUUUACUGUAACAAUGGUCAAACCGUGGCCUGUUUUGACCAUAACUACUGUAACGCCCACCAUUCUAGUUCAUCAAGUCCCCAGCAUUACACGAGCUCCGAGUAUUCCUUGAGUGUCCCCGAGACAAAAUCGAGUGACCAGAGGCAUAAAGACCAAGAGAUGAAGAAAUUACACUUGAGGGAGAAGUAUGCUAAAAGGCGUCUUGUCCUUCCGGUAGCUGGUGGAGCCCCGAUUAUAGCUUGUCAUUACUGCUCGGAGUUAUUACAGAUGCCUUCAGAUUUCGGUCUCUUUAACAGAAGAUGGCAUCAAGUGCGGUGCAGUGCAUGUAUGAAGGUUCUUAAGUUUUCGGUUCAGAAUAGAAUACAUGUAAUGCCAUACCUUACCGAGACUUUAACUCCUCCACCCAGCGAGAUAGAUGACAUCAGCAAUACCGUCAAAGGGAGGAAUCAGGCACCGGGAUCACAUUAUUGCCCACAUCCUGAAUCUGUAUCUUAUUCUGAUGAUUUGAAACCGUCAUUCUGUCAAAGCAACUCUAGUGAGGCCGAGGCUUCAUCCAAUAGUUCGCCCAUUCAACCCCCUGGAAGAAGCACGUUAAACAGAAAGGUUGUGUCUCCUGCUAGUUCUUCCGAGCCCAUGGGAGAUAGGAAAAUGAAGUCUGUUAUGAACGAGGAGGAGUCUGAACCUUCGGGGCCUUCACUCAAGGAGUCCAGAUGGGUCAAAUCGACACCAGAAACUGAUGAAGCACCGCCAAGAACAGCUCCUCCACUUCAUCGUCUCAUGGGAUACCCCUCACUGAGCCAAGUUUUGAAUCAAGGCUGCUUCGAAUAGCUGCCUUAGCUGAUCCAUUCAUGUCUCCAAGAGAAACCGGGAAGUUAAGACUUGUUUGAAUUGCAUGUUUUCUCAUUUGGUUUCAAUUUUCUUCAGCUCCACAUGUUCUGUACAGGCUAAAACCGAGAAGCUGCAGCUCAAUAUAAUGUAAGUCAAAAGGUAUCCUUUGUAUUACAAUGGAACUGCCAAUUUGGAUUUCUUAUAAGUUAGGAUUUGCAUGAUGAGUUUGUAUUUGUGUACACAGCUCUCCCAUAUAUGUUGCCUGCUUCUCAUUGUUUUGUGCAAAAUCUAGUGUCAUAGUUUUAAAAUGACACCCAAGCUAUUAGUUCAACCAUUUUUUCUCGCCA